Messenger RNA from Penicillium samsonianum, 3354 nucleotides. RefSeq names its product NACHT and Ankyrin domain protein. The coding region runs from base 1 to 3354 and encodes 1117 amino acids. The transcript is spliced from 5 exons. Gene Ontology annotation, molecular function: protein binding. The record is from RefSeq and is a predicted model, not a curated record. Lineage: Eukaryota; Fungi; Ascomycota; Eurotiomycetes; Eurotiales; Aspergillaceae.
AUGGUCGAUCGCUCUGUGAUUCGGGUUCGCCUGGCCCGAGUUGCGCGGUCCAUCCGGGCAGUCAUGCGCUGCCUGGGUGGAAACAGAGAAUCCCAAGAAGGUGCACAGCGAGCUAUGUUGGUUAUGUGUGAGCUUCUUGAUCUAUUAUGUCGACUUCAGGAUCAACUAAACUGGGCGGAGGAUAAAUGGGUCGUCGAUCCAUCGCGUCUGCGUAACCUCGACGAAGUCACCCGUUAUUUCGAGUCGACGAUUGGGUCAAUCGAAAUAUAUUUCCAGCCGGGUGGCAUCAGCGCUCGAUCUUUCAGAAAGCGCUUGCUGGAAAAUACCUUCAUCCCCAGAUUGGAGCAUUUUAAGGUCAUGAUGAUUCUAACCAUGCAACCCGAGUCUCGAGAGAAGUCCCGAGUCGAAGCAAAACUCCGAGGUGUACUCCGGCAAUUCUACGAGAUGGACUCUGCCGGCGCUGGAAAGACUUUCCUCGCAUCUACAAUCAUUGAUAGCCUGCAGAAUGCAUUCACAUCUGCAGAUGUGGCUAUAGUUUUUGUUUUUGGUCAUGAUGAAACAGAUGAUAACGCAAGCUCUGUGGGAUUCCUCGACAAGAUACUUGCGCAGCUUGUAUAUCGGAAACGGACGCCAUCCCACACUACUGCUUCAUUGUACAACUCCAAAUCUUUCGCGGAGGGAAAGGUUUCAGCAAAGACCUAUCAAGAUGCUAUUCGCGCCGAGGUCAACAGAUUCUCGCGAGUUAUGUUCGUUAUCGAUGGAAUCGACAUGCACAUGGAGAAGGAACGGAUUUUGAAUCGUCUUCAAAAACUCCCGGAUCAUGCACAGCUUCUUGUCACAACGAGAGAAGCAAAAUAUGCACCCAAGGACGAGCACAUAUCCGUUUUGGCCACCCGUAGGGAUCUUGAAACAUACGCAUGCUGCCGCAUUGAGCAAGAUGGGGGACUGAGCACUCUGUUGAAGCAAUACGCCCCUGAGUUGAAGAUUGCUGUUGUUCAGCAAGUUGCUCAGAAGUCACAUGGCUUAUUUUUGUUGGCCCGGCUACAAAUUGAUCUUUUAUCCCGAUGCAAUGAUGGAAACUUGCUACAAAGGUCUCUCUUCCACCUACCCGAGAGUUUAAGCGAUGCAUACGGCGAGUCUAUGACCCGCAUUGUCAGCCAGAAUCCCUUCGCCAGUCGUUGUCUUUACUGGACAUUGUAUGCCCAGAGGCCUCUGACUGUCUCAGAGUUAACCUUUGCAGCAAGCUUUGAGUUACAAGGCAACGGCAAUUCAAAAGAGUCCUCUUUCUCUGCGCAUACCAUACUUUAUGAAGCUGCCGGGUUACUGACCAUUGACGCCAUGAAUGGGACAGUUCACUUGGUUCACAAGACAGCUAAAGAAUACCUCAGCGGACCGGCAGCUCGAGUAUUCUUUCCAACUGCCAAGGCAAAUAUUGCAGAUGUUUGCCUCUCGAUAAUAACCCCAGAUGAAGUGAUUGAUGAUUGCUACGUCAAUCCAGGAACAAGUCCUCGCAAGCCCCGUGGAAAACUGCUCGACUAUGCCACAACUUAUUGGGGAAACCACGCCCGAGAAGUUGGCGAAGAUGAACAGGCGACGCAAGUUCUCAUCCGAGCAUUCUUAAACAAACUUUGCUGGAGACGACCCCCCCAAACAGAAUCUUGCACUCUUGGGCUAGAACUGCCGAAGGAGUUGGGAUUUGGAAAAUACUUUCCAGACUGGACUUCUCUGCAUGUGCUUGCUUACUUUGGCAUCACCGGAAAGGCAAAUCGCUUGAUUGAGCAAGGUGCCGACCUCAAUGACUGCGAUAAUCAACUUGGCAUCACCCCUCUGCAUUGUGCAGUAUAUCGAGGCAAUGAAGAGAUGGCUGAAUUGCUUCUCGAUGCCAAAGCCAACAUCAAUGCGACUUGUAAGAGCGGUAAAACUGUUUUGCACAUGGCUGGGGAACAAGGACACCGGAAAUUGAUCAAGUUUUUGCUUCACCGACGAGUCAACUCGAGGACACCAACCCAGCAAGGAGCAACAGCUCUUCAGCUAGCUAUUGGGACAACCCAUGAUGAAGCAACCGUUCCACUUUUGAUUAAAAGCCGAUUCGACAUGGAUGUUCAAAACACUGUUACUGGAAACACUGCGCUCCAUCUGGCAGUGGAAUUGAGACGGCCACGUAUCCUAGCUUUCCUUCUGGAGAAAGGGGCUAGCGUAAACGUGCUGAACAGAGACGGUAUGACUGCCCUUCAACUCGCUUGCAAAACAGACAAUUGUGAAGCCGUGGCUCUUCUCCUUGAACGUGGCGCUCAAUUAGAAACUCGCUCUUCUCGAGGAAGUACUGCUUUACAACUCUCUGCGUCGGAAGGUAACUGGGUCGCAUUUGAUCUGCUGGUAAUUGGAGGGGCAGACAUCAAUGCAUGGGAUAGCGAAGGUGACUCGUUGCUUCACAAGCAAGCCCGUGCAACUUCGCCUUCCGCGACUUCUAUUGCAGCACAUCUACUCGAACAGGGUGCAAACAUAGAGGCCUGUAACUCACAGGGCUAUACGCCAUUACAAUCCGCCGCCGCAUGUGGAAACAAAACAAUAUUUCUGCUCCUGGUAGACCAGGGAGCAAGACUUGAUGUUCAAACUGCCAAGGGAGAAACUCUUCUUCACAUCACGCCUCCUCUCAACCAAGACUGCCUUGACAUUGUCGAAACACUACUGGAAUUUCGUUUCAGUGCCAAUGCAACAACAUGCAGUGGCUUGACACCUCUUCAUCAUCUUGUAAUCAAUGCAUUCAACUCCCCAGAUCCCUUGUCCGAAAAUACUGCCAUUUUCCUUUCAUUGCUCUUGUCCCAUGGGGCUAACAUCAAUGCCCCGACGGCUUCUUAUAAGGCCGAGACGGCACUUCAUAUGGCAGUGACUGCCAAAAUUCCACGCGAGUCACUGGUAUCGCUGCUCAUCAAGAAUGGCGCAUCACUUGACGCAAGAACAUCUGACGGCAGAACGCCGUUACAUUUAGCUGCGGAGCGAGGUCGCCAUAAUCUUUUCCAAAUACUGUUAGAUGCGGGCGCAGAUCCUUCAAUCAAAGACGCUGGAGAAACACCAACCAACGACAAAGUCAAAGGAGAUGGCCAGACAGCAAUAGACCUGGCUCGUAAAAACCCAGCCAGUGUGCUUUGGUUUGAUAAUACUGGCAAGUUGGAGUCGCUGCCAGCGAUGCACCAGCGCAGGAGCCUUGCCACAACUAUCGACUCAGUCGAUAUUGGAUCUGACGUUGGUGAGAUAGCGGGAUCGACUUUGGUUGGUGAGGAUUGUUCGAUCUGGGGAUCGAGGGCAUCAACCACUUCCAUGGAUCUUCCGUCUAUCGUUUCGUCUUCUUGCUAA